Messenger RNA from Neltuma alba, 2071 nucleotides. RefSeq names its product UDP-glycosyltransferase TURAN. Gene Ontology annotation, cellular component: endoplasmic reticulum. The record is from RefSeq and is a predicted model, not a curated record. Bases 173 to 1627 code for a protein of 484 amino acids. Gene Ontology annotation, molecular function: mannosyltransferase activity. Lineage: Eukaryota; Viridiplantae; Streptophyta; Magnoliopsida; Fabales; Fabaceae. The transcript is spliced from 17 exons.
ACCUGUAUUUCCUGACAUGCACAGAGCCGGGCAACAGAGAAGAAGCUGGGAAGCUUGAGCUAUUGUCGUCCUUUUUUUAACACUCGCGUGGUUUUGUUCGCUCACUAGCCAAGUGAUCACGACUGCAGCAAUCUACCAGAGAAGGAAGAAUUUGAUUUCACUGGUCGAUAGCAUGACUGGAAAAAGCAAAGAAGAGAAGGGAAGAAGAGGGAGGGCAUGUGUUGUAGUUUUAGGCGACGUAGGCCGCAGUCCUCGAAUGCAGUACCACGCUCUUUCGCUCGCCAAUCAGGCUUGCCUGGAGGUAGACAUUCUCGCAUAUGGAGGUUCGGAGCCUCAUAAUGCUAUUCUUGACAACAAAAAUAUUCAUAUUUACCGAAUGAAACAGUGGCCGACAUCCCGUCAAAGCUUACCAAAGAUACUUCAGCCCAUAAUUCUUUUGUUGAAGCCAUUGGUUCAAUUUUGUAUGCUUCUUUGGUUUCUUUGCAUAAAGAUACCUAGGCCUGAUAUCUUUAUAGUCCAGAAUCCUCCUUCAGUUCCCACGCUGGUAGCUGUUAAAUGGGCUAGCUGGUUGAGGCAUUCAUCAUUUGUCAUUGAUUGGCAUAAUUUUGGAUAUACACUGCUUGGCUUAUCCCUUGGAAGGAGUAGUCAUUUUGUCUCUGCAUACAAGUGGUUUGAGAAGCAUUAUGGGAAAAUGGCAGAUGCUUCUCUAUGCGUAACAAGAGCAAUGCAGCAUGAAUUGGACCAAAACUGGGGAAUUAAAGCCACGGUUCUGUAUGAUCAGCCUCCUGACUUUUUUCAUCCUGCAUCACUUGAGGAGAGGCAUAAGUUGUUUUGUAGAUUAAAUAAAGAUCUCUGUCAGCCUCUUGGCAUUCGAGAUUGCAUUAGUAAUGGAACUGCAUCUGUGGAUAACCGUUGGCAAAAUGAGACUCUAUUUACAACUGAAGUUGGUUCAAGCAUAUAUUUGAAGCCAAACCGGCCUGCACUUGUUGUAAGCAGUACGAGCUGGACCCCGGAUGAAGAUUUUGGUAUUCUCCUAGAAGCUGCAGUUAUGUAUGAUAGACGUGUUGCUGCUAUAUUAAAUGAAGAUGAUUCAAUUGAUGAGGAGAUCAUCUGGAAAGAUAUAUCCAACGCAAAGCAAUGUUUAUAUCCGAGAUUGUUAUUCAUCAUUACUGGUAAAGGUCCAGAAAAAGAAAAAUAUGAAGAGAAAAUAAAGAAGUUACAUCUUAAACGUGUGGCAUUUCGUACCAUGUGGCUGUCAGCUGAAGAUUAUCCACUGCUGCUGGGAUCAUCUGAUUUGGGUGUUUGCCUACAUACUUCAUCAUCAGGACUAGACCUUCCUAUGAAGGUUGUUGAUAUGUUUGGUUGUGGAUUGCCUGUUUGUGCUGUUUCAUACUCUUGCAUUGAAGAACUCGUUAGAGUAGACAAAAACGGGCUUCUCUUCUCUUCAUCUUCAGAGUUAGCUGACGAACUCCUGAUGCUCUUCAAGGGAUUUCCUGACCAAUGUGAUGCUUUAAAGGUCUUAAAAAAUGGGGCAUUAGAAAUAGGUUCUUCAGCAAAGUGGACUACAGAAUGGGAAGAACAUGCAAAGCCAUUGAUAACCGAGGCUAUAUCAAAAGUUAGAGGUUAAGUGCAAUCAGAAGUUACAGGUUCUCUUCUGCAACAAAAUAGGAAGGGAGAAAGUAGCAGGGGCCCAAACAUCUGCCUGUUGUUGACUGAGUAUAACAGUUAUAAAGGGAUCUCCUUCAGUGGAAAAAUUAAGCUUUCUGUUAUUUUAGGGCUUUCAUUUCGGAGACUAUGUCAAGAACUGAAAAAGAGAAAUUUAAAAAUUUUGAUUUAGGAAUUUGUACAUUUGAAGUUUAUGCUUUAGCAUUUGGAGUUCGAGGGUUGAGGCUUUUUGUUAUUUAUCUUUCUUUUCCCUUUUUCCUUUUUUUUUCCCUUUAAUGAGAAGCAGUUAUCGAGGAAAAACCAAACACUUUUUAUACAACAUAAUGGAUCAUUUUGUUUGUGUGCUUCUGUAUAUCUAAAUGUUAGGAGAAAAUUUCCGUGCAUGUAUGAAUUAACAUAUUUGUUA